Heterotrigona itama is the source of this 1225-nucleotide messenger RNA. The record is from the annotation of a GenBank genome assembly. NCBI's taxonomy places the organism in Eukaryota, Metazoa, Arthropoda, Insecta, Hymenoptera, Apidae.
AUUGAAUGUUACUAGAUAUAUUGAAAUAAGUAACGAAAUAUCCGGAAUAUAUUUAGAGAGAAAAGGAGAAUUUGAUAAAUAGUAAAAGUUUGGAUAACAGAAUAUAGAAACGUUACAAUAGUGAAUUUGUAUUAAAGUACGCAAGUAUGGCGUCCAAUCCUAUUAUUUCGUUUGUGUAUAACAUAACCUUCCAAAGCCCUUUAAAUAAAAAAAAUGUUAUUUCAAAUUUUAACAGAAUAGCUUGUUCUUCCAGAAAUAUGACAGGACCGUAAUAUAUUCGUAAGUGAAAAUAGUUCGUAUAUUACCAUUCAAAAUGAUAAAUCUCAAUUUAAUUAGAGAAUACUUUAGAAUGCAAGUUAAUGAAAUAAUUUGUUGGUGGUGGUUUUACAUCAGUGAAAUUUCAUGGCAAUUGCUGAUAGCUGUUACCGCGUAUUUUUGCGUUUGUAUUUUUCUUUAUUCUAUCUUGAGGAAGGUUAGCCACAUAGCGUGGCAGCUUCCAGGUCCACCUGCCAGAAUACUAUUAGUUACAGCUCAUCCUGAUGAUGAGGUCAUGUUUUUUGGCCCAUUGGUGUAUUGGGUUACAAGAUCAAAGACUAGUGAGAUUUACCUUCUCUGUCUUAGUAAUGGAGUACAGAGUUACCUGAUGAUCAAAAUGUACAAUGGCCAACAGAGAUAGUGGCAGAGUGUAUUUUACAACAUAUAGAAAGUUAUAAAAUCAAUGCAGUUGUAACAUUUGAUAAACAUGGCAUAAGCAAGCAUAAAAACCACAUUUCUUUAUAUUUUGCCAUAGCUGCAUUAUGCAUAGAAAAAAAAGUACCAUAUUUCUGUGAAUAUAAUUAGAAAAUAUGUACAAGUUUUAGAUUUGCCAAUUAGUUUAUUAUCUGCAUCAUACUGGUAUUUAAUAACAUAUGAUCAAAAAAAGAUGAUAAAAAAAGCUAUGACUGCACACAAGUCUCAGUAUGUUUGGUUUCGAAAAUUGUACAUGAUUUUUUCACGAUAUACAUUCAUUAAUACUUUUCAAGAAAUGAGUGCUCUUGACCUUGAAUUGGAUCUCCAGUUUGAUGAUGAAUAAUUCAUAUUAUACUAUUAUACUUUCAUAAUUUAUACUAUUGUACAAAUUGUAAUUAAUUGUACAUAUUAAAGAAUUAAAUUUGUCUAUUAAUAUAUAAUAAAACCAUUAUAACAUUCUCAAAGAAACUUUUAAGAUAUUUUUAAACAUUUAAAC